AUGGGACAGUGUCUCAGUGGCCAAUGGCUGUGUGGGUGGUACGUACUGACUGUACGGAGUAUGUUAUUGUAUCUGUAUGUGAAUGUACGAUCCCUCAGUGUGACAGGAUGACACAGAAUGGACUUCUGUUCCGGGGAGCUGGGUGCGGUGCUGCCAACUGUCUUGGGCCACCACGUCUUAGGGCGAUGGGAGAUGCGUACGAGCUGAAACUGACCGAAGACUCUGUAAGUGUUGUUUCUGCAGACAAGGAUGUUCUGCAGUGA
Molecule: messenger RNA, 263 nt
Organism: Hymenoscyphus albidus
Lineage: Eukaryota; Fungi; Ascomycota; Leotiomycetes; Helotiales; Helotiaceae
Source: the annotation of a GenBank genome assembly